This is a messenger RNA of Chionomys nivalis (European snow vole), 942 nucleotides long. It is a transcript of the gene Kcnk6, whose product is annotated as potassium two pore domain channel subfamily K member 6. Gene Ontology annotation, biological process: stabilization of membrane potential; potassium ion transmembrane transport. Bases 1 to 942 code for a protein of 313 amino acids. The record is from RefSeq and is a predicted model, not a curated record. Gene Ontology annotation, molecular function: potassium ion leak channel activity. Lineage: Eukaryota; Metazoa; Chordata; Mammalia; Rodentia; Cricetidae. The transcript is spliced from 3 exons. Gene Ontology annotation, cellular component: membrane.
AUGCGGCGGGGCGCGCUCCUGGCCGGUGCCCUGGUCGCCUACGCUGGGUACCUGGCGCUGGGCGCGCUGCUGGUGGCUCAGCUGGAGCGGCCGCACGAAGCCCGGCUGCGGGCAGAGCUGGGGACGCUGCGGGAGCAGCUGCUGCGGCACAGCCCGUGCGUGGCGGCGCCCGCCCUGGACGCCUUCGUGGAGCGGGUGCUGGCGGCCGGACGGCUGGGACGGGCGGUGCUGGCCAAUACCUCGGCACCCGCCAACGCUUCGGACCCCGCCUGGGACUUCGCCUCAGCGCUCUUCUUCGCCAGCACACUAGUCACUACCGUGGGCUAUGGCUACACGACCCCGCUAACAGAUGCAGGCAAAGCCUUCUCCAUCGUCUUUGCGCUCCUGGGCGUGCCCCUCACCAUGCUGCUCCUGACUGCCUCGGCCCAGCGCCUGUCACUGCUGCUCACCCACACACCCCUGUCCUGGCUGAGCUUGCGUUGGGGCUGGCACCCCCAGCGGGCAGCCCGCUGGCACCUGGUCACCCUGCUGGUGGUCAUAGUGGCGGUCUUCUUCCUGGUGCCAGCUGCGGUUUUCGCCUACCUGGAGGAGGCCUGGAGCUUCCUGGAUGCCUUCUACUUCUGCUUCAUCUCUCUGUCCACCAUUGGCCUGGGGGACUAUGUGCCUGGGGAAGCCCCUGGCCAACCUUACCGGUCCCUCUACAAGGUGCUUGUCACAGCAUACCUUUUCCUGGGUCUGGUUGCCAUGGUGCUGGUGCUGCAGACUUUCCACCAUGUGUCUGACCUCCAUGGCCUCACCGAACUCAUCUUGCUGCCCAAUCCGGACCCUGCCAACCUCAGUCCGGAUGAGGAUGACCAGGUGAACAUUCUGGACACCCAGACAGAUCUGCACCAGCACCUCUCAGCUGGCUCCCAUGCUAACUACGCCUCCAUCCCCAGGUAG